GUUUCAGCAGCCCUAGAACCAAAUACACGUGUGUAAGCUAUUAAAAAUGAGUGAUGCUGAGUCUUCAGAUGGCAUGGAGGAGUUGCAAGAGCUCAUGGCGCUGUAUGCCGACAAGGACGGCAAGCAAGAAAAAAAGGUGCCAAGAAUAAAAAGAGAAGAGCUCACGUAUGUUGAGGUACCUAUGGAGAAGGUUGUCUUUGGCGAUAAGGAAACGUUUCUAACAAAUCUGGCCAAAUCAGUGGGACACAAGCGACCCAAGGCGUCAGAAGCAACUGGUGCUGACAAUGAGGAAAGCGGUGAUGAAACGCAAGGAGCUGAAAAGAAACGUAAAGCUGCUUGGGAGGACUCGGAUGAUGAGGAUAUUGAAGUGGGCGAUGUAAAGAAAGAAACAAGACACACAGGACCCUUGACACAUUUACGCAAGGACAAAUCCUACAAGGCAUAUCUAACGUCACGCUUUGAACGCACUACAAAGCAACCCAAGUGGGCAUCACUGGAUAAAAAGGCAGAGCAAGCAGGCUCAGACUCUGAGGAUGAAGAGCUGUUGAGGACUGUAGGCUUUAUAGAUUAUAAGGCAAAGGCGCGGGAUCUGCAACCUAAGAACUUAAACUUCAAACGCGUGCGAGAUCUAAACAGAGCCACAUAUAGUGAAGGAAUAGUGACAAGCAUUCAGUUUCAUCCCACCAGCACAGCAGCCUUAGUCUCCGGGGCGAACGGCAUUGCAACUAUAUACACAGUGGAUGGCCAGAAGAACGAGAAGCUUCACAACAUGAACUUCAAAAAGUUUCCACUGUUCUGCACACGGCUCACACCCGACGGCACCAAAGCGUUCUUUGGCUCUAAAAAUCGUUUUUACUAUGCCUAUGAUCUGCUGGAGGCCAAGGAGACCAAACGCAAACUGCCUGACAGCAUCAAAACGAUGCACAUGUUUGAGCUUUCGCCUUGUGGAAAGUAUAUUGCUUCAGCUGGACAUUUUGGUGCCUUGCAUUUGAUUGACGCCAACACCAACGAGCUGCUGCACACCUUUAAGCAAGAGGGUACGGUAUGCGGCAUGUGCUUCACAGCCGACUCAGAGCGUCUGUUCGUCAGCGGCGCCAGCUGCAAUAUCAAUGUGAUGUCAGUGCGGCAGCAGCGCAUAGAGCAUAGCUUCAUUGAUGAAGGCUGCGUCAACAGUAGGGUGGUGCAGCUGGCGCCAAAUCAGCGUCUGCUAGCCACUGGCAGCAAGGAAGGCGUUGUUAAUGUCUAUAAUUAUGAGAGUAUCUUCAAAUCCAAAACACCGCAGCCGGAGAAAUGUUUCAUGAACUUGCGCACGGGCAUAGCCAACUUGGAAUUCAAUCACACCUCAGAGCUGCUAGCGAUGUCUUCAAGGCAGGUGCCCAAUGCUGUCAAGCUGGCGCAUUUUCCUAGCGCAACGGUCUAUUCCAAUUUUCCCGGUCAACAGGAAAAUGUGGGCUUUGUUAAUACGUUAUCCUUCUCGCCCAAUAGCGGCUUUCUGGCAUUGGGCGGCAAGGCCAAGGUGCCACUAUUUAGGGUUAAGCAUUUCAAACAUUAUUAAUGACCUUUUUGUAUAAAUAUACAACUACAAUAGAAUGA
Messenger RNA from Drosophila busckii, 1593 nucleotides. RefSeq names its product U3 small nucleolar RNA-associated protein 18 homolog (gene wcd). The record is from RefSeq and is a predicted model, not a curated record. Gene Ontology annotation, molecular function: protein binding. NCBI's taxonomy places the organism in Eukaryota, Metazoa, Arthropoda, Insecta, Diptera, Drosophilidae. The coding region runs from base 47 to 1555 and encodes 502 amino acids. Gene Ontology annotation, cellular component: Pwp2p-containing subcomplex of 90S preribosome; small-subunit processome. Gene Ontology annotation, biological process: rRNA processing. The transcript has 2 exons.